AUGCUGGGCGCAUCUGUCACUCCCACCCAGAAGUCCUUUGGUAACCAGCCGCCGUUGAACACUGCCAAUUCCCCGACCACGAGGACCAGUCUCGAACGCGAUGUCCUCCAAGUCCCCCAGCCCUCGGCGAUGGGCGCCAGCGCCAGCAUGCGCAACCUAUCUGCCUCGGCCGUUUCUUUCGCCCCGCGGGGGUCCUCCCUCAACCCGACUCCUACCCCCGGCAGCUUCAGCUCCGAACUACGCAGCCAGAUGACGUCCUCGAGGGCCGGCUCGCGUGCCGACGUCUACAACAUGGACAAGUUGGACGAGGACGACGACGCGACGUUUGCGGUAGAACAGACUCUGGCCUCCCUCCGCGAUGCUCUGAACCGUGAGGUCAAGAUCAAGGAGGGCUCCGAAAACAUGCUUGAGGCGCUUAAUAGCAAGAAGGCCAAGCAGACCAAGGAGCAACGCCAGAGGGUGGAGGCCGAGCUUAGUGCCUCUAGCCUGAGGAUUAGGGAUUUGAAGCAAAGGAUCGCAGACGCACAACGCUCGAGGGCAAUGCCCACCACGCCAGUGAGGAGUAGAGGCGAGGGGCUCCUCCAGAGCAGCGGUGCUCUGCGCUCUCCGCCUAGUGUCUCUAGGAGCGGCGCCGGUUCCGACUUUGACGAGCCCACAGAGUCCCCUACCUUUGCCCUGGCAGAGAUUCUACAAGCUUUAGAGCAGGAUGGAAUGCCUGCUGAGUACUACGUCAGUAGGGCCAACAGCCUGGUGGAGCUGUUCAAAAGGCACCAGACCCUGAAGUACGACCUGGUAUGGUCGGUCUUUGGCGUGAGGAUGCAAGUCAUGCUCCUCAGUGAGAGCAGAGAAGUAGUUGCCGCUGGAUAUCGGAUGACCCGCUAUGCGAUUUCCGACGUGUCUUCCUUGAAGAAGAUCAGGACUCUAAAUACAGACUACCUCGUAGUCCACUCCCUGAUCAAAGACCGAAAGGCAGACUUGGAACGUGAACAGGCCCUGAAAUUCGUUCGCGCAUUCCUCGAUGUCAAGGACGGCAUUCGCGAGCUAUCCAGGGCUGUAGUAAGGACCAUCGCCGCCAUUGCAGAGCAAGCAGAAGAUCGACUGCGCCCCAUUUGCCUCGAGACUCUGGCCGAGAUUCUGGUUCGGGAUCCUCAGCUCCUUAUAGCCUCCAGUGGCUUGGCCCCUCUAUCAGAAGCGUUAGCCGAGGGCUCCUACAAGGCCCCGGAGAGCUUGACGGCUGCCAUACUCUUUCUCCUUGAUAGGCCUCAGCGGCGGAAGUACCUGAGGGCCGGAUAUGAACUGGAAGUUCUGUUCACCGCCUUCACCGACCAGUACCUGUCCAACGAGACCAUUCUGAAACAGAACUCCAAAGCAGUCGCCUCUGCCAUGAAGAGCUGGUCAGGACUGAUGAAUCUCUCGCUGUACAACUUCAGGGCUAUCAGGUCACUCAUUGGAAGCCUGAUUCUUCCCAACGACACGAUCCGCGAGACCAUCAUUGACUUGGUAUACUCAUUACUCAGGAUCAAGUCUCCGGCCUGGGCCACUUCAUUCCUGGCUGGGAGACGGUUAACGACCUACGGCCGUGUUACGACACUCAAAGCGACGCCUCAGAAGGGCAGUACGGCUUAUGUCGAAGACGACAACGGCGAGCAGAACUUUGUGGAGCACUACACUGCACUUCUGUUGGCCAUCUUCAUCAAGGCAGACCUCCUUCCUGCUCUGCUCCACAUCACGCAAGAUGUUGACACCCCAUUGUUGAAGCGAAAGUCGACUCUCUUGAUCGGUGAGGUUUUGCGUCUUUCAAGCCGCCUGCUGCCGCCGUCUUGGCACAGCGAGCUACACCUGCUUCCUGAAUUGUUUGCGGCUGCCACUCGCUUCCAAGACGAAGACCAUUUCGUUGCAAGUGGGAUUGUCUACCAGAUCAGCAGUGUCAGUAGGACUCUGUACAAAUCCUCGCCGGCUUGGAGUACAGGGCCUGUACCCCCUACCAAUAACGUGGAUCUGGCUCUGAUCGAAGAUCAGCCAAGAGCGGGCUCGAAUAUCACCAUUGAUGACGCCUCGUUUCGACAGCUGUUGCUCGACUCGGGCGUCCUCAGUCACUCCAACUAUACUAAGUGGAAGUGGGAUGUUGUGCUGAAGGUGAUUGAGGGCCCUCUUACAAACAGUAAGCGCCUAGAAGAGGCGAUAAAAGCUUCGAAAUUUGUAAAGCGCAUCUUCAGCUUCUACCGCCCCUUCAAACACAAGUUCUCAGACAUUAGCAACACCCGCAACACUCAGAAGUACGUCAAGGUCGGCUGCGCACUGAUGCACAGCAUGUUGCAGACCGCGGAAGGCAUCAGGUAUCUUGGAGAUCACAAACUGCUUAGGCAGAUCGCCGAGUGCCUUGCUCAAUGCGAUCCUACCAGUGGCAUAACGGCGCAAUUUCCGUUGUUCUCCAAAGAUCAUCUCGUCGAUACACUAUGCGGCGGAUACUUCCCCAUGCUGGGCGUCCUCACUGGCGAUGUGAGGGGCAUCGCGAUGCUCGAAAGAUGGAGAAUGUUCAACAUGAUGUACCACAUCGUUGACCUCAAGCAGCGGCCAGAUUUGAUCAAACUUCUCCUGUCAAACUUUGAGUACACUCCGAACGGACACACCAGGAUUCUGCUGUCAAAGGCCCUGACAGCUGGCACCAAAGAUAUCAGGAUACAUGCAACCAACGUGUUGCGCAAGCAUGUCAUCCGGCCCGGCUCUGUCUCCCCCUUUGGCCAGGUGCUUGGUGAUUCGAAGUGGGCAAUUCAGUACCUGGUCACUCAGCUCUAUGAUCCUGAAGUGGAGGUUUGCGCCACUGCAGUUAAGAUCUUGGAGAAGGCGUGCAACAACAAGAACUGCCUCGAAUUCAUUGUCGAGUGCCGCCCAGCCCUUGACCACCUAGGCGAAAUAGGGGCUCCUCUUCUCCUGCGUUUCUUGUCCACGUCGAUAGGGUACCACUAUCUCGACGGUCUGGACUACAUUAGCAACGAGAUGGAUGACUGGUUUCUGGGCCGGAAUGAUUCGUAUGUGAAGCUCAUCGAAGCCAGUCUCGCGCGCGCAUUUGUGGAGAACCCCGAUGAGAAUACACACCGGAUGAGCGUCUUCGAGGACGAAACCGACGUCGAAACCGAUACGCACAUUCCUCCUCAUUUCUACCGUGAGCUGACUAGGACCGAAGAAGGUUGCAGGCUUCUCAGCGACAAAGGCCAUUUUGAGGAGUUCGCCAUGACAAUUAACGAAUACGGUAUGCAGACCGAGGAUUCGGAGUUGAUGACGAAAGUCAAAGGAUGUCUCUGGGCUGUGGGCAAUGUGGGCUCUAUGGAGCUCGGAGCGCCCUUCCUGGAAAGCUGCGAUGUGGUGGAGCAGAUCAUCCGCAUUGCAGAGGAGCACGAAAUCAUGAGCAUGAGGGGCACAGCGUUCUUCGUGCUAGGUUUGGUCUCAAGAUCGGUCCAUGGACUCGAGAUCCUCUGGGAGCACGGCUGGGAUGCGAGCACCAAUGCCUUGGGGAUCUCCCUAGGCUUUUGUGUGCCGACAGACCUCACCAAGUUCUUCUCCUUGAAGCCUUGGAAGCAUGAGACAGUCGCGUCGAUCCAACUCCCGCAAACACAAAAGACCGAGAUCACCGACCCGCCGGCGAUGCCUUCCAGGCCCAGAUCGGAGUCGCUGCGUAGCGCUCUAAGUGGUGAAGUAGAGGCCAAAGAACCAAGGAUCGAGUUGGAUCCAGAUCCAACAAAUCAAAAGAUCCUGGAACUCGUCGUUGAUCUUGGCAACAUGGUCAUCUUCAAGCGUGCUGCCACGGAGCUGAUGCAGAUCAAGCAGCAGAAGAAAGGGGCCGGGUUUCGACAGCCGCAGCUGCUCCGGAAAGUCAUGUCGUUGCUCGAGUGCCAUCACUAUCGCCUCCCUAUCAGACGGAUGGUGCUUGAGAUGUUUGACCGGAGCGUGCUGAGGAGCAUCGUGUUCGAUGAGGAUGAUGAUGACGACAAUGACCAUACCGGAAGCAAAGGCGGUGGCGGCGGUGGCGUGGGACUACAUACUCACCCAGAGGAUAGCGAGGAGGAAGAGGAGGGGCCGGAAGAUAGCUCUGGGGACGAACAACGGACGGAAAGGCAGCGGUUGACAUCAAGGAUGACGAGCAAGAGAAGAGUUCUGGUCAUUGCUGGCUCGGACAGCUCCGGCGGCGCUGGCCUGGAGGCUGACCAGAAAGUUAUCGCGGCUCAUGGCUGUUAUGCCAUGACCGCCACAACGGCCCUGACGGCCCAGAAUACCCAGGGCGUGUACGAUAUACACCACGUCCCGACAGACUUCUUGCUGAAGCAGAUCGAUGCGGUGUUUGAUGAUGUCGGUGUCGAUGUUGUCAAGACGGGCAUGCUGGCAUCGGCCGCCACAAUCGACACAGUAGCUCGGGCUCUGGAGCAGCGUCGUGUAAACCAGUUGGUGGUCGACCCUGUCAUGGUCGCCACAACGGGCGCCAAGUUGCUCCCUGCUGAUGCGGUGGACUCGCUGCGCAACCGGCUACUACCCCUGACCACCAUCUUGACGCCCAACAUACCAGAGGCGACGCUCUUUGUCUCGACGGCCGCGGCUGACGGCAAGGCCGUCGAGGUGAAGUCCGUGGCUGACAUGGACUCUAUCGGCAAGACUAUUGUCGGGUUCGGGCCCGAAUGGGUGCUUGUCAAGGGUGGGCAUUGCCCCUUUCGAAGAAGCGAUUAUGUCGCUGCCACCACGGAGGAGGAGAAGCAGGUCGUCGUGGACGUCCUGGUUGGCAGGGAUGGGACUGUUUUGCGGAUCGAGACAGAGUAUCAGGAUUCGAGGAACACGCACGGCACGGGCUGCUCCCUGGCUUCGGCCAUUGCGUCAAACCUCGCCAACGGGAUGGACAUGCCCAAGUCCGUCAAGAAUGCGUGUCGAUACGUCGAGGCAGCGAUCCGGACUGCUCCGGGAUUGGGCCAGGGGAACGGUCCCCUGAACCACUUCCACUCGACGUACUCAUUGCCUUUUGCUCCUGGACGCUUCUUGGACUACCUCUUGGAAAGGCCCGAUGUGGCCCCUAUCUGGCGACGAUAUGUUCACCAUCCCUUCGUCCUUGCCCUCGGCGAUGGGACUCUACCUAUGGAGUCGUUCAAGGGCUAUCUUGUGCAGGAUUAUCUCUACCUUGUGGGUUCUGGUCCUUGUUUCCUGACUUGUUUACAAGAGAUGUUGACCAAGUACAAGAUCCAAUUCGCGCGAGCCAAUGCCUUGGCCUCCUAUAAAUCGAGAAAUCUUGACGAUAUCGCGAGUGCUGCCUCAAUCAUCGGCCAUAUCGCGAAGGAGACCCAACUCCAUAUCGAUUACUGUACCGGCUUUGGUAUUACCAUGGAGGAGAUCAUGAGCACCGAGGAACAUGUUGCCUGCACGGCAUACACGAGAUAUCUGCUCGAGGUCGGGCAGUCGCAAGACUACAUGGCGCUGCAGAUGGCGCUUGCACCCUGUCUGCUCGGCUACGGUGCCAUCGCCGGGCAUAUACAUGCGAACGAGGCUUCCAAGAGGGUGGACAACCCGUACUGGACGUGGGUCACUAACUAUGUAGCGGAGGAUUACGUGCAGGCCGUCAAGACGGGCUCAGAGGGUGUCACGACACGCAGCGCUGCUGGAGAGGCAUGCUUCCACGCUGUCGCCGACAAGGGUAGAAGAAAUCGUCCAGAUAUUUAUCCAUGCUACAAAGCCUGCGACCGAUCGACUGGUCCGAGAAGCCCAUCUAAUCUUUCCAUCCCUCACAGGAGCAUCACCAUGUCCUACGGCGGUGGUGGUUACGGCGGCCGCGGUGGCGGCAGCGGCGGCUACGAACGCAGCAACGGUCACAGUGGUGGCGGCUAUGGCAGAUCUAAUGGAUACUCCAACGGCGGCUACGGCGGCGGUGGCGGUGGCGGCUAUGGCGGCGGUGGUUAUGGCGGUGGUGGCUACGGUGGAGGUGGCUACGGCGGCGGCGGCGGCGGUGACCGCAUGUCCAACCUCGGUGCCGGUCUUCAGAAGCAGGACUGGGACCUCAGCGCCCUUCCCAAGUUUGAGAAGUCAUUCUACAAGGAGCACGAGAACGUCGCGAACCGAUCGGCGAGCGAUGUCGAGAAGUUCCGACGCCUACAUGCCAUCGCCACCGCUGGACAGGAUGUCCCCAAGCCUGUCGAGACUUUCGACGAGGCUGGUUUCCCCCGCUAUGUCAUGGACGAAGUGAAGGCUCAGGGAUUCCCUGCACCCACCGCUAUUCAGUCUCAGGGGUGGCCCAUGGCUCUGUCCGGUCGCGAUGUUGUCGGUAUCGCUGAGACCGGCUCCGGCAAGACUCUUACGUAUUGCUUGCCUGCCAUCGUCCACAUCAACGCCCAGCCUCUUCUGGCGCCUGGCGACGGCCCCAUUGUCCUGGUUCUCGCACCUACGCGUGAGCUGGCUGUCCAGAUCCAGCAGGAGAUUACCAAGUUCGGCAAGUCGUCGCGCAUCCGCAACACUUGCGUCUACGGUGGUGUUCCCAAGGGCCCUCAAAUCCGCGAUCUUUCCCGCGGUGUCGAGGUCUGCAUUGCCACCCCUGGUCGUCUGAUUGAUAUGCUCGAGUCCGGCAAGACCAACCUUCGUCGGGUCACUUACUUGGUUCUCGACGAGGCUGAUCGCAUGCUGGAUAUGGGUUUCGAGCCCCAGAUUCGCAAGAUCAUCGGCCAGAUCCGACCGGAUCGGCAGACUCUCAUGUGGUCCGCUACUUGGCCCAAGGAGGUCCGCGCCCUUGCCAGCGACUUCCUCACAGACUUCAUCCAGGUCAACAUCGGCUCUAUGGAGCUGGCUGCGAACCACCGCAUCACACAGAUUGUCGAGGUCGUCACCGAGGGCGAGAAGCGUGAUCGCAUGAUUCACCACCUGGAGAAGGUUAUGGACGACAAGGACAAGAGCAACAAGAUUCUGAUCUUCACUGGCACCAAGCGUGUUGCCGACGAGAUCACUCGGUUCCUCCGCCAAGACGGCUGGCCAGCACUCUCCAUCCACGGCGACAAGCAGCAAAACGAGCGCGACUGGGUCCUUGACCAGUUCAAGACGGGCAAGAGCCCCAUCAUGGUUGCUACUGAUGUGGCUUCUCGUGGUAUCGAUGUGCGCAACAUUACCCAUGUGCUCAACUAUGACUAUCCCAACAAUUCGGAGGAUUACAUCCACCGUAUUGGCAGAACUGGUCGUGCUGGUGCCAAGGGUACUGCCAUCACCCUGUUCACUACUGAGAACUCCAAGCAGGCGCGUGAUCUCGUCGGCGUUCUCCAGGAGGCCAAGCAGCAGAUCGACCCCCGUCUCGCUGAGAUGGUUAGGUACGGUGGCGGUGGCGGUGGCGGUCGUUACGGCGGCUGGCGUGGACGCGGUGGUGGCGGUGGUGGUGGACGAGGCGGCGGCGGUGCUAACUCGAUCCCCAUGGGCAACCGACGAUGGUGA
Thyridium curvatum is the source of this 7440-nucleotide messenger RNA. RefSeq lists its product as uncharacterized. The transcript is spliced from 18 exons. NCBI's taxonomy places the organism in Eukaryota, Fungi, Ascomycota, Sordariomycetes, Thyridiales, Thyridiaceae. Gene Ontology annotation, biological process: TORC2 signaling; thiamine biosynthetic process. Gene Ontology annotation, cellular component: TORC2 complex. The record is from RefSeq and is a predicted model, not a curated record. Gene Ontology annotation, molecular function: ATP binding; nucleic acid binding; RNA helicase activity. The coding region runs from base 1 to 7440 and encodes 2479 amino acids.